UCUCUCCAAAGCCUCCGGCUCCACUCCAACUCCUCUCGCCUCCGCGGCUCCGCCCAUUUCGCGGGUCGCCGGAGCAGCAGCAGCCGCCGCGCCAGAUCUCGAACCUUCUAGAAGCUUCCGCCCGCUUCCACCCAUCUCCCCCGAGGGCGCCUGGAUCCCGAACCUUCUAGGCGUCGGCGGCCGGGGAAGGCGCGAGGGGAGGCGGACCACGGGAUCUGCUUCGAAGCCCCUCGCCUCCUCUGGAACCUUCCGGGCGCGGCGCGGCGGGAUGGCGAGUGCAAAAGUGUCGCACCCCGUUAAAUCGGCCUCCGAGGAGUCCAAAGUACUCGUGGUGGAGAAUGGGAAGAUGGUUGAUGUUCAGGACAAGGAAAUCACCAUGGAAGGCCUCUGUUCCAUAAGUUCUUAUGACCAGUGGGCACGGAUCCCUGUUUCUGGACCGCUUCCGAAACCUCGCUACAAGCAUGCAGCUGCUGUGGUUCAGGAAAAGAUGUAUGUUUUUGGUGGAAAUCACAAUGGCCGUUACCUUGGUGACAUGCAGGUUCUGGAUUUCAAAUGUUUAUCAUGGUCGAAGCUAGAAGCUAAAAUACAAUCAGAAGAACCUUCAGACUUGACUGGAACAGCUUCGCUUCCUCCUUGUGCUGGUCAUGCACUGGUUCCAUGGGGAAACAAGAUCCUCUGUCUUGCAGGACACACAAGGGAACCUACAGAAAGUCUCAGUGUUAAGGAGUUUGAUCCACAAACUUGCACCUGGUCAACCUUGCGCACUUAUGGCAGAUCACCGAGCUCAUGCGGUGGCCAAUCAGUGACUCUUGUUGGAGGCACAUUAGUAGUGUUUGGAGGUGAAGGUGAUGGGAGAUCCCUUCUGAAUGACCUGCACGUUCUUGAUCUCGAGACCAUGACUUGGGAUGAAUUUGAGACCACAGGCACACCCCCUUCUCCAAGGUCAGAGCAUGCUGCUGCGUGCUAUGCUGAUCGUUAUCUCUUGAUAUUUGGCGGGGGUUCUCAUUCUACAUGUUUCAGUGAUCUACAUCUCCUUGACAUGCAGACGAUGGAAUGGUCAAGACCAGAACAUCAGGGUAUUACUCCCGAACCAAGAGCAGGGCAUGCAGGUGUUACGGUUGGUGAGAACUGGUUUAUUACUGGAGGUGGUAAUAACAAGAAAGGUGUCCCAGAAACACUUGUACUUAACAUGUCAACAUUUGUAUGGUCAGUCGUUACUGGUCUUGAAGGCCGUGCACCCCCAACAAGUGAGGGCUCAAGUUUAGUGCUGCACAAAGUUAAUGGUGAAGAUUUUCUGGUGUCAUUUGGAGGAUACAGUGGACGUUACAGUAAUGAGAUUUAUGCUCUCAAGUCAAGUCGAAAGUCCGGUGUGCCAUCUGGGCAACUAAAUGAACCUGAAACAAAUGGAUUGGCCUCUGUGGCAGAAAAUUCUAGCAGAGGGGUCAUAUUUGAAAUUGAAGAACUUCAAGAUGAAAAGACUAUUAAGAGGGCAGAUACAAGCAAAACUUUGUUGCAAGCAGUUAAGGGUGAGAAGAGUCAUAUAGAAGAAAAACUUAACCAGGAAGAGCUGCAGAGUUCCAGACUGAAGCAGGAAUUAGCUAACGUGGAGACAAAAAAUGUGGAACUUACCAAGGAACUUGACUUAGUCCGCAAUCAACUUUCUGCUGAAGAAGCAAGGGCGUCGCAACUUGAGAACGAAAUUUCGGAUCUUCAACAAAGGCUGCAGAAGAUGGAGACCCUGGAAAAGGAGUCCGAAUCGCUUCGGCUUGAAAAGGAUGCAGAGUCCGACGAUUCAUCUUCAGGCAGCAACCAGCGGCCUGCUGAUAAGGGCUUCUGGAGGUGGAAUGGAUAAAAAUUCAUCGAUACAGGUAGUAGCAUACUAGCAUUGGAUGUAUGGAGGAUAUUUCCUGCAGAGUUGCACAUUCUUUCAAUUUUUGCCCAUUUCUUUUUUCCCCUGGAGAGCCCAGUAUUCACAAGUAGAUCAAAUAUCGAAAAAUGUUUACUCACAGAGAAACAGGAUGAUAGCAAAUCGCGGUUCCAUCAAGAGAACUGAUCAACCAUGAGAAGAAUUUAAUAAAGUUUACAGGUGGUUCUAUUUUUUUCACCUCAA
Molecule: messenger RNA, 2110 nt
Organism: Oryza sativa Japonica Group (Japanese rice)
Lineage: Eukaryota; Viridiplantae; Streptophyta; Magnoliopsida; Poales; Poaceae
Product: acyl-CoA-binding domain-containing protein 6-like
Biological process (GO): lipid transport
Cellular component (GO): cytosol
Molecular function (GO): protein binding; fatty-acyl-CoA binding
Source: RefSeq, a predicted model, not a curated record